UCACAACAGCUGAUUCUUACACAACAAUAACAGCGCGGCAGAGAAGGCGGCGGCUUGCGUCUUCAUCUACCGCUCACUGGAGGAUAAUUCUAAGAAAACUAGCGACAAAUAAGACAAGAUGGAGGGUGAAGCUAAUAAAGAGGCUUCAUUAAUGGGAAGAAAUCUGUCGGAAGUCCCCUGUUUUCGUGAGACUUUCCUCUACAGCAUUACCUCUGGACUUGGCUCAGGGCUUGCGAACUUUAUGCUGACGUCGAGAGUUCAGCGGUCGGUACAAGUGGGACUCGGAGUGUAUACAUGUGUGACCCUUGGGUACUGGUCUUAUUGCCGAUAUAAUUAUUCACAGCAGAAAUUCAACAUGGGGCAACUGCAGGUGGCAAUGCAAAAGCAAGCCUUGCUGGAAGGUACAGAAGUGGAAAAGAAAAUCAAAGGUUAAUUAAAACUUUAUUGUGAAAUAAAUUAUAUUCUGCUUUUGUUAAUGUACAUAAUGUAAAUAUUUUUUUUAUGACCUGCUUGUACAUUUUUACUUAAAAAUACAGUAAUGUCAUCUCUCCAUUACAUUAUGAUGGACUGUUAACUAUAAUUUAUUGUCGGAUUUAAGUGUCUGAGAAAGUUACCCAUUCGUUUUACUCACUGGUUGCGAAGAGAGGAUUUUGCAAGAGCAUGAAUAGCCGUUGAUGUUUUCCAUAUACAGUCAGUUGUAAUGAUGCUUAGGUAUGGGGAUAUAUUACAUAAUUGAAUAAGUUCAGAAAUUUCUUGGAAGGUUUAAAGAAAAUUAUUGUAUCCAUCUGCAUUUAGAUUUUUUUUUCUUCUGAAUAUUGUGAUGAAUAAGUAGGAGAAUUUUACUCUAUGAAAUUAUAUUUAUUUAUUUGUGUUUGUUUUAUUUAUUGCUUUUGGGGAGUUAUUAAUAGAAGAAGUUUUACA
Messenger RNA from Penaeus monodon (black tiger shrimp), 921 nucleotides. RefSeq names its product cytochrome c oxidase assembly protein COX20, mitochondrial-like (gene l(3)87Df). The record is from RefSeq and is a predicted model, not a curated record. The transcript is spliced from 3 exons. Gene Ontology annotation, cellular component: mitochondrial inner membrane; mitochondrion. Lineage: Eukaryota; Metazoa; Arthropoda; Malacostraca; Decapoda; Penaeidae. Bases 119 to 433 code for a protein of 104 amino acids. Gene Ontology annotation, biological process: mitochondrial respiratory chain complex IV assembly.